Messenger RNA from Amoebophrya sp. A25, 250 nucleotides. Lineage: Eukaryota; Dinophyceae; Syndiniales; Amoebophryaceae. The record is from the annotation of a GenBank genome assembly.
CAGAGGACGAGUUCAAUUUGCAACAAUUCAGCGUCGAUGCACAGAAAAAACACUCUCCCAAAGAGACGGAGUCGGUGACCGUUGUGUUGGAGUUUGAAAGGAACCCACUGGAUGGGUCGUUGCAAGUGAAACGACCUCCUCCACAGAAGGACGCGAUGAGUAAGGACGUAGCGGACGACUUGGUGGGUUUUUUAGCUGCUGUUGAACAGAAAUUUACAGACAUAGACAUUAGUAAUGCUGGUGUGACUGG